AUGAAUUCUCCAACCGCAACUAUCAACGGUAUCACAAUCCGAAACCAUGCCAAGCCCUACGAAGCCAUCUCAGCUCAGCGACCAGAGUUGUCACAAACCGGUCGAACUGUCCUCGUCUGCGGCGGCUCUGCAGGCAUUGGCCAUGCAAUUGCACGAAACUAUUGUAUCGCGGGUGCAUCCAAUGUUAUCAUCUUAGGUCGCCGUAGUGAUGUUGCGAACGAGGCAGCCUCCAAGCUGAACGACGCUUAUCCCAGCACCAAAGUGACCACGCGUACCUGCGACUUGUUCAAUAGAACCCAGGCCCAACAAGUCUGGGAUGACCUGGAGAGAGACAAUAUCUCGAUUGAUGUUCUCAUUGUCAAUGCUGUAGGUCAACCAGCGCUUCAGCCAAUUCUAGAGCAAGGCGCGGAUAGGCUGUGGCAGGACUUUGAGACCAACGUGCAUGCUCCUUUAUACCUCGUUGAGAGAUUCUAUAAGCAGCCCGGACAUACGAAACAAAAGUUUGUUGUGUCGGUAUCGACUCAAGAUAUCCAUCGUUGGGACAGCGCGCCGCAGAUGCCUGGAUACCAACUGACCAAGAACUCCUUCGCUACCGUGAUGCAGCAGGUUGCUCGUGACACACCCGAGUCUGACAUGCGAAUCAUUUCAUUUCAUCCAUCGAUUGUUUUUACAGAAGCAGCGAGGAAGGCUGGAUACACCGAGGACACUCUGCCUUGGUCAGAUGAGAAUAUUCCUGGUGGCUUCGCUGUAUGGGCUGCGUCCCCAGAGGCGCAGUUUCUCCAUGGUCGUUUCGUCUGGUCAACAUGGGAUGUAAAUGACUUAGGAUCCGUAGAGCUCAGGAAGCAGAUUGACUCAGACCCUUGGUUACUCAAAGUCGGAGUGAAGGGCUUAUAA
Molecule: messenger RNA, 894 nt
Organism: Fusarium redolens
Lineage: Eukaryota; Fungi; Ascomycota; Sordariomycetes; Hypocreales; Nectriaceae
Exons: 4
Coding region: 1-894 (297 amino acids)
Cellular component (GO): cytosol
Molecular function (GO): oxidoreductase activity
Source: RefSeq, a predicted model, not a curated record